GUACCUCUAAUUUGUUUCGGAUAUGCUAAUAACACCUUUGUAUUGUAAGGUACUCCUAGGACUUAUAAAUCACUGACUAACCUUUUCUCAACCAAGCCUCUGCUUUGUAUAAUCACAUCUGUGCAAGAGAAAUCCCAAAAAGAGAACGCUAAGAUAUUUAAGACAGCGUUGGAACAAAGGGUUUUAGCAGUGGGUCACUGACGUGUAAAACAGUGUGUGACCACCAAGAACCAGUUGUCGCAGAGGCAGCUUUUGGAGUAGAUGAGCUGUAGCUCAAGUGAUGUUCGGGUGCGGUAGAGGUGGGAGGUGAUGCAUGGUGGGGUACAGGUCUGAGCACCUCCUCACAACUGAGCUCAGGGAAUACAUACGGUGCCUGGAGGUCCGUGACUCCCUGAGCAUCCUGUGUGCAGGGGACAGCACCGGCAGGGUGUCGGGGUGGGGGCCCCCCAGGGCGGUAGCAGUACGAGAGUUCUCUCAGUGGGGGUCUGCCUGCCGGGCUGUCUCCUCGACGGCGCUCAGACGGUGCAGGGAGGCUCGGGGGGACCCAAGCCCCCGCCAGGGCAGCCCGGGCCGCGCUCCCGUGCCGGGCAUCGGCGGUUCGCGCCGCACCGGCGGUUGCCACGCCAGCCCCGUCCCCCUCCCGCAGCCAAUGGGUGGGCGGGACGCGGCGGCGCGAACCGCCCAACGUGUCCGCCGCCGCCCCUAUAUAAGGCGGCCAUUUCAUCCGCCGGCGCAGCGCCGCCUCUCGCCUCGCUUCACCUCGCCUCCCGCCGCCUCUCGCCUCGCUUCACCUCGGCUCCCACCGCCUCUCGCCAUGACCGAUGCGGCCCUGUCCUUCGCCAAGGAUUUCCUCACCGGCGGGGUGGCGGCCGCCAUCUCCAAGACCGCCGUCGCCCCUAUCGAGAGGGUGAAGCUGCUGCUGCAGGUGCAGCACGCCAGCAAGCAGCUCUCGGCCGACAAGCACUACAAGGGCAUCAUCGACUGUGUGGUGCGCAUCCCCCGGGAGCAGGGCAUCCUCUCCUUCUGGCGCGGCAACCUGGCCAAUGUGAUCCGGUACUUCCCCACCCAGGCCCUCAACUUUGCCUUCAAGGAUAAGUACAAGGAGAUCUUCCUGGGCGGUGUGGACAAGCGAACCCAGUUCUGGCGGUACUUCGCUGGUAACCUGGCUUCCGGGGGUGCUGCCGGCGCUACCUCCCUCUGCUUCGUCUACCCGCUUGACUUCGCCCGAACCCGCCUGGGAGCAGAUGUGGGCAAAGCCAAGGCUGACCGGGAGUUCAGUGGGCUCGGCGACUGCCUCGUCAAAGUCUUCCGGUCAGAUGGCCUCAGGGGCCUGUACCAGGGCUUCAAUGUCUCUGUCCAGGGUAUCAUCAUCUACAGAGCUGCCUACUUUGGCAUCUACGACACUGUGAAGGGCAUGCUCCCAGACCCAAAGAACACCCACAUCAUUGUCAACUGGAUGAUCGCUCAGACCGUCACCGCUGUCGCUGGUUUCACAUCAUACCCUUUUGAUACUGUCCGUCGUCGCAUGAUGAUGCAGUCUGGCCGGAAAGGAGCUGACAUAAUGUACACAGGCACCCUUGACUGCUGGCGGAAGAUUGCCCGGGACGAGGGCUCCAAGGCAUUUUUCAAAGGUGCAUGGUCAAAUGUACUUCGAGGAAUGGGUGGUGCUUUUGUCUUAGUCCUAUAUGAUGAAAUCAAGAAGUACACAUAAGUUGCUUUCUGUUAUGAACUGGCAUGUUGUUACAUGUAGUCCACCACUGUUCACGGACUUGUUUGAAAACCAUCUAGUUACUAAACAGUGAUGGCUGAUGUUUUUACAGGUUGGCAUGGGGCAGGAGCAACUGCCUGCCCUGUCUUUAUCAAAUUAUUCUCCCUGAUGGGACUCACCAUGGUUUCUAUUUCAGUCACUCCUGCUUAAAGAGUACAAAGAAAUAAAACUCUGAAACCAA
Messenger RNA from Strigops habroptila (Kakapo), 1949 nucleotides. RefSeq names its product solute carrier family 25 member 5 (gene SLC25A5). Gene Ontology annotation, biological process: mitochondrial ADP transmembrane transport; mitochondrial ATP transmembrane transport. The record is from RefSeq and is a predicted model, not a curated record. Gene Ontology annotation, cellular component: mitochondrial inner membrane. Gene Ontology annotation, molecular function: ATP:ADP antiporter activity. The transcript is spliced from 4 exons. NCBI's taxonomy places the organism in Eukaryota, Metazoa, Chordata, Aves, Psittaciformes, Psittacidae. Bases 314 to 1711 code for a protein of 465 amino acids.